UCCGGUUUCAGGUCACAUGCCUUCGUGACAUCUCGCGCUCUCUGGAGUCUCGCGAGCACAACUUAAUUUUCGUCAGAAAAGAAAGGAUUAGCAAAUGGAGGAGGCAAACAUGGUCGCUGUUUGAACGCUAAAAGGUGCAGCGAGUACAGCCAAACAUGUCUGAAUCUCUGUAUGAGAAGUUUCUGGCUCCAGAGGAACCUUUCCCUCUCCUCUCUCAAAGAGCCAACCUCAGUGAUGUGGGAACCCUGGAUGUCAGUGAGUUCAGCUGUCAUCUGUCAUCUUGUCACAGAACGGACCCUCUACACCGUUUCCACAGCAACAGGUGGAACCUCACAUCCUGUGGGACCAGCGUGGCCAGCUCAGAGUGCAGCGAGGAGCUCUUCUCCUCUGUGUCUGUCGGGGAUCAGGAUGACUGUUAUUCCCUGCUGGAUGACCAAGAACUAACGUCCCUGGAUUUGUUUCCGGAGGGCAGUGUUUGCAGUGACGUCUCCUCUUCUAUCAGCACAUACUGGGACUGGUCUGACAGUGAAUUUGAGUGGCAGUUGCCAGGAAGUGACAUUGCCAGUGGCAGUGAUGUCCUUUCUGACAUAAUCCCAAGUGUACCAAGUUCACCGUGUCUGUUCUCCAAGAGAAAACUAAAGUCCCACCCUCAUCGCAACCUGGAUGAACUGCCUUGGAGUGCCAUGACUAAUGAUGAACAAGUGGAGUACAUAGAGUACUUGAGUCGGAAGGUCAGCACAGAGAUGGGCCUGAGAGAGCAGCUGGACAUUAUCAAGAUCAUUGAUCCUUGUGCUCAGAUCUCUCCCACUGACAGCGAGUUCAUCAUCGAACUCAACUGUCUCACUGACGAGAAACUCAAACAGGUGCGUAGCUACAUCAGGGAGCACAGUCCCAGGCUGAGAGCCUGUAGCACCAGGGAGGGCUGGAAGAGGAGCAGCCACAGCAGUGCCAGCACAGGUGGGGUCAGCGGAGUCAGCAGCAGCAGCAACGCCAGCAUGGUGAGCUCUGCUAGCUCCUCCACAGGCUCUACAGCCUCCAACUCCGUGGCAGGCGGUACAGCCUCAGCCUGCAGUGGAAGCAACAUCAGCAGAGCUCACAGUGAUGGCAACCUUUCAAGUGCUGCUGAACGGAUUAGAGACUCUAAGAAACGAUCAAAGCAGCGCAAGCUCCAGCAGAAAGCCCUCCGCAAGCGUCAGCUGAAAGAACAGCGGCAGGCGCGCAAAGAACGCCUGAGUGGCCUGUUUCUGAACGAGGAGGUGCUUUCGCUACGGGUGACUGAGGAGGACGAUCACGGAGAUGACCUGGACAUACUGAUGUGACACCAGUGAAUCAAUCAGUGCUCCCUCUAGGCUUGCAAGCUUCUGCCUGAUCUGAUGCUUUAGAGUUCGUAGACCACACUCACCCUCAUCUGGCUCGCUUUGAGCUCUCACGGGGCUUUUAAAGCAUUUUGUCACAGUAAUGUGCUCGGCAGUGUUUGCUUCUAUUAGCCUAUGACUUAGCUGGACAUAUUACAGAACAUGCUAUUGCUUCUACUGUCACCUGCUGCAAGGUAUCAUGCUAAUCGCUGUAAUAAAGCUCAAAUGCUGCUGAUGCUUUGAGAAGAUGCUGAUCUCAGUGUAGCCUGAUUAGAACUAGAGGCUCAUGUUGCACCAGCUUCCAUACAUUUGACAAGAUGACUAAUUAUCUGCUGCUGCUACUAAAAUCAUAACAGACUAGAGGACAGAUCAGGAAUCACUUUUUAUUUUCCAAGUAAUGCUCCAUAAAAAUAUUUCCAUUCUUAUUUCUUUAGCAUUUCUAAAUCAGGUCUUCUUUAUGUGACACACUUGGGUUACAGCAGUAGGAAUACAUUUCUACACGAUGUUUUGAGAUAUGAAUAUAGACUCUUUGCAGUCUUGGUUGAUCUUACUGUAAAUGUGAGUGUUUUAUAUUUAUAUGGAUUUUGAGCUGUCACAUUUAGCGGUUUUUGUUUGUCAGAGCAGAAAACUAACAGUUAUCCUUUGGAGAGGUUUCAGAUGUGAAAGGAAGUGAGCUGAUCUGUCUUUCUAUGCGCUGAGUGUUUUGGCCUCAUUUUACCAAGGCUUAAAGGGAGCACUGAAAGCCUGCAUGUUUAAAUCACUGCCCACACAGAACCCCUGUGUGGGCCAGUAAUUAUUACCCUGCGUCUCGCUUUAUUUUCUAUCCUACACUUAUUAAAACAGCUCAUCUGUGUUGUAAAUACUACAUCUAAUGUCCUGCUUAGGUGGUGGCAUCAACUCAGUUUGCUCUCUUUUUGUGAUCAGUAAAGUUAUUGGUUAUCUCAGCUUAAAGCCUUUAUUGUUGUCCUUUACUUUGCUUAUUUGUGGCAUUUCAUCACAUUUUUAAACUCAGAUGUUUGUUUUUGGGUGAUCACGCCGAAUGAUUUGACCCCUAGUUGGAGUCAAAUCUUAUUUUACUAUUGCCCCUUUUCCAUAGGCUGGUCUGCUCCACUCCACUCAGCUUAUUUUGCUUUUCCGGCCCAAUAUUCUUGAUACCUGCUCAUCAGCAUGUCCCAUGUGGGCUGAGCAGCAGGAGUUUGGGCUUCAAGCCAUAACUCCAUCCGUCAUUUUCAAUGGAAACACUAUAGAUUUAUUGUGGAGUGGAGCUGUGCGGUGCUAGAACCAUGAAUGGAAAAUAUGCAUGAUGUUAAACUGGAGCUGAUUCGUUAAUUUAAGAAUCCACAUCUACUUUGUUGUUAUAUUUCAACUCAACAAAAUGUUGAUGUGAUGCCACAAAAACAGCCUUUUUGGGAACUGAAGCUAACCUAAUUGUUCUCAUCCUUUGAGAUUUAGCUGCUUUGUAUUUUAUAGUUUUGUUUUUUUCUCAUUAAGUUGUGACUCUUUCACUGCUGAGCUGUAAUGUGUUAAACCACUGCAGUUACUGGCACAAAAGCCUGCUGUUGUUUUAAAUGUACUGUUCAUAUAUAAAGAUAGAAAUUACAACAGUUAUGUUUAAAAACAGGUUUAUGUCUUCUGUAGCAUUGAAAUAUUAAGAGUCUAUUUUGGAAAUUGAAAUAAUUUUGAAACAAGUGUGAUUAAAAUAAAGUUUGUGUGAAUAAGGUACCAAAAACUGCUGAAAAUAAAUUAGCUUAAAAGCGA
Molecule: messenger RNA, 3113 nt
Organism: Girardinichthys multiradiatus
Lineage: Eukaryota; Metazoa; Chordata; Actinopteri; Cyprinodontiformes; Goodeidae
Gene: fam199x
Product: family with sequence similarity 199, X-linked
Exons: 8
Coding region: 156-1319 (387 amino acids)
Source: RefSeq, a predicted model, not a curated record